UCCUAAACACUUUUCUUCUCGGCUACAACGAUGAUKGCAGGAGAGUGGUAUCUGAUUCCAUUCACACAUGUCUCGUGUUUUCUUAUCACGGGAGGCCAAACGAAUGCGGAAGGAUACGAGGGUCGAUGGUGCGCCAUCUGGGAGAACAGGAUUACAACGUUUGUAAUAUUCGUCGCACUUUUCGUUGGAUUUCUUCUCGCGUUACUACUUUCACAGAGGAGGAGGACGAAAUUGUUUUUGGAGCGAAGUGGCUUACCGACUGUGUACUGGAGGCCGCGUUUCAUGAACUAUGUAUACGAACCAUCAAAAAACGACAAAAAACUAUCAUCGUCAAGUGUAACAAGGAUUUUACCCAAGAUGAGAAAACACGGAGGACCAUACGGUAUGUUUGGAACAGUUUACGGGAUAACCACACCCGUGAUUCAUGUCGCACACCCCAUUCCUGCUAAAGCCAUUUUGAAUGGAAGGGUAAAUAUGAACUCAAAAGGAGUUGCACGUCGUCCGAGUGUGUCUUUACCGGUAUCCCAAUCGACUCCCACUUCAAAAGCUCCAUCUUACGAUCAUUUUAAAGAUUUCAUGGGGAUGGGCGUUUUUACGACGGAUGGUGAGGAUUGGAAGGCAAAGAGGAGUGCUAUCAUACAUCAUCUCAUCAAAGGGACGGCUUCGUCAACUUCCGAGUUGUCACAGAGGCUUGAGAUUGAAGCGAAUCGGGCUGCAACCACAUUCUGUCGUCAAGUACAGGCUUUACAGCACGAUCAAUCAUCAUCAAUAAAAAGUGAASGCGGCGUUGUCACAACAAACAUUAUUCCUUUAUUGCAACGGUCCACUAUCGGUUUCAUUUAUCGAUAUCUCACAAGCGCCGAUCCAAAAUGGUUGCUUCCUGUCAAUAUGAUGUGCUACAGUGAGCACGACGAUGGUGSCAUGACAACAGCUUCUGAAAAUAGUUCGGUCGCAUCUUCAUUAGACGAAACAGCGAGCAGUGUGACCGGAACUGAUGAUGAUACYUGCUCMCUCUCGUCGUCAUCUUCCAUGCUCAACAACUAUUUAUCAGCCACGAUGAAAAUACGAAUGAUUAUUCUCGCUAAUUCGCGGUCAUUGUGGUAUCUUUUGCCUCGAUGUUGUUAUCGACUUUUUUCAUCGCUCUAUCGCGACGAAAAAAUGACGCUGAGAGUUAUUCACAAAUUCGCUGAAAAAGCCUGUGAAGAUGCGCAACMUCAUUCGCCUUUAGGUCGACUUCGUGGAUCGGAAGGUCCAUAUAGUUCUGAAAAUUCUGAUUGCAAGAGCUCGUCUGAAAAUAACUUAAUGUACGAGGCUACUACAUUAUUAUUUGCAGGUCAAGAUACAGGUGCUGCGACGCUUUCCUGGGCGCUUCAUUUAUUGAGCUUAUAUCCGCAUACACAAGAGAGACUGGCAAAAGAGCUUCAAGAAGUUUUGGACGCAGACGAAAUUUUURCCAAACAYGAAGAUCGUAUCAUUACGAAGAAAAUGCUUUUGAAACUACCAUAUUUGGAUGCUGUUGUAAAGGAGUCGAUGAGACUUUACCCAGUCGCACCAUUUGUUGUACGACAUUUGCAGGAAGAUAUCUGUAUUCCGAAGGAAAGUGAAAACGGAACAGUGACAUUACCCGCUGGUGCAAACGCUUUGAUAUGGAUAUAUGGUUUACAUCGAAACCCUGAGUUUUGGGCUUGUCCGGAUGACUUCGUUCCAGAACGAUGGACAGAUAAUAGCAUCAAAGAUCCCGGGCAAWCCAAUGGUGCAUAUAUGCCAUUCGCAUCAGGGCCUAGAAAUUGUCUCGGGCGGCCACUUGCUCAUAUCAAUCUGCGCACGAUUCUUGCAAAAGUGAUCUAUGAAUUCAAAUUCACWGACGCUAGAUUGCGGACUGCAGAUAAUGCUGAUGAUUUGCGAAUAGCUAUGGAAGCUGGGUUCACUGUUCUACCAACUGGUGGUGUCAACUUGGAAAUUACGAGUAGAAAGUAAGAGAUUGAAAAGGUGACAAAGAAUAUGCACAAAACGUAAUGGCAAAUAUCACACAAGUGAUUUUUUCAACAAUCAUUAUUUUUUUCGAAUGCAGGACGCCAAUAAUUUUCUUCAGCUGAA
This is a messenger RNA of Pseudo-nitzschia multistriata, 2097 nucleotides long. The record is from the annotation of a GenBank genome assembly. NCBI's taxonomy places the organism in Eukaryota, Bacillariophyta, Bacillariophyceae, Bacillariales, Bacillariaceae.